Molecule: messenger RNA, 2104 nt
Organism: Hypoxylon trugodes
Lineage: Eukaryota; Fungi; Ascomycota; Sordariomycetes; Xylariales; Hypoxylaceae
Product: fungal-specific transcription factor domain-containing protein
Exons: 5
Coding region: 197-2005 (602 amino acids)
Biological process (GO): DNA-templated transcription; positive regulation of transcription by RNA polymerase II
Cellular component (GO): nucleus
Molecular function (GO): DNA-binding transcription factor activity, RNA polymerase II-specific; sequence-specific DNA binding; zinc ion binding
Source: RefSeq, a predicted model, not a curated record
AUUUAUCUACCUAGGUAGCUCGCUAACCCCAGCAUCCCCGCACUGAAGGACUACCUAUCUUCGUGUCACUCCAUUACCUGGGGUAUUUUACCAUCGCGUUCCCCGCCAUUUUUGGCGACACUACCUAAUUCUUUUGAUACUUUGACCGUGUUGCCCGGCGUACAUUAACCGGCACAGUCGCAACAAGAUCGGUGAUAUGGAUGUUGAAGAGCAACCAUCCGUGAAGAAGCGGCGUCGGCUUGGUGCAAGAGUCCGGGUGACUCGCGCGUGUGACUUGUGUAAAAAGAAAAAAUUGAGAUGUACUGGAACCCAGCCUUGUACGCUAUGUGUACAACUCAAACAGGAUUGUACGUUUAUGUCCGAGUACAAUAGGGGCAAAGUUCCUUGCAUCUCUACUACGCCUACGAAACACAUCAACACAAACCGAACCGCAAAUACCGAUCCAGGCAGGGGUCAUGCUGAUCUAGAGCCCACACUACAUCAGCAGGAGAGUACUCUCUCUUCGAUGGCGGAAGCGAAUGCAUUAGGUGAUGAUGAGUCACGGGGUUCUCAUGAUCAGGAAGACGAGGCUAGUCAGGUCUCACCUCAAAGCCGAAUACAAGGCAAUUUGGUUCAUACCGCUGCCGUGCCUGAGACUACCUUGCCUGAGAUUCAGGUUCACCCAGACGUUCGAGAUGCUGGGCGAUCGUCUCGCAACUCACCAGAACCAGCACAAACCGAUCAAGAGGGCCAUUAUGUUGGACCAGCUUCUGGUGUCUCGUUCUUGUCGCGUGCCCUGAAGAAACUUCACGAGACCAGUCACUCUGUUUCAACAGGGCAACAAACUUCCGUCUUUAACUUCGCGGAUGCUCCCGUACCUCAAUAUGACCCCUAUUUCCUAAUCUUGCCCAGCCAAGUAGAAGCAGAAGCUUUGAUUCGCCGUUAUUUUGAUUUCGCCUCGCCAACUCAUCGAUAUCUGCACCAGCCCACGGUGGAAGGGUGGUGCGAAGAAUUUUAUAAUAGCAUCCAAAACCCUGGGCCACUCGCACCUGGAGCCCACGAAAUACGGGCCAUCAUACUUGCGGUGCUCGCUGUAGCUAAACAAUAUAGUUCUUCCCAAGAUCCAACAUCAUAUGACACUGUCAAUAGUACCGCAUUUUUCGCCGCGUCAGAGCAUCACCUGCAGUUGGAGUCUGGAGGGAUUCGCCUUACAAGCAUCCAAGCACGACUAGUUCAAUGCUACUAUCUGCUAUCGCGAUCUAGGGUGAACAGCGCCUGGGGUUUGUUCGGAACCAUCGCAAAUCUUGUUCUAGCCAUCGGACUACACCGACGCAGGAAACGUGACGCAACGGUUGGGAUAGACCUUAUCGAACACGAGUGUAGGAAGCGAGUCUUUUGGAGUGCGUAUAUUCUUGACAGCUAUCUUACAGCCGGGCUGGGCCGGCCUCGUAGCUUUCACGAGGAGGAUCUAGAUCAGGAAAUGCCAUUGUGCGUUGACGAUUGGCAAAUCACGCCGACGAAGAUAUUACCUCGUCACGAAGCUAGACAAAGCUUGACACAAGCAUCUAUCUACCACGCGAAGCUAUUGAAAAUAAUAAGCGGUAUUCUACGCGAUCUUUACGGCAUAAGGCGCCCGUCUCACGAAAAGCAAGAGGAAGUUACGCAAUUAUACGAUGCCCGCCUAGUCCAAUGGCGUGAGGAACUGGGUGCUUUUCUUGACAUCACGAAUACCGAAAUUAUGAUGCCGAUCUUCCGCCGACAACACAGCGUUUUACACAUGGCAUACUCGCAUGCCAUAAUCUUACUCCAUCGCCAAGCUUUGUUGGUGAGACCUUCCGCCUCCGCAAUGCGCCAUGAACACGCCGUUCAAAUGGGUCCACAAUAUAGCGUCCGGAGGUGCUUGGAUGCCGCGAACAUAAUUGUGAUGAAAUUGAGGGAGCUUGUCGAGAAACAGCAGAUGUACUCUGCGUUUUGGGUAUGUGUCCUUCUUGCAUCGCACGCCGAAAGGUUACUUAUUUCUGCGUAGUUUACGCAUUAUUAUGUGUUCUCUGCGCUUGUUGCGCUCUACUUGUAUGUGGUGCAGAGCCGUUUGAAAGCUGCUUAUGACUGGGAGCAAUAUUUGGAU